This is a messenger RNA of Halichondria panicea, 2729 nucleotides long. RefSeq names its product intraflagellar transport protein 88 homolog. The record is from RefSeq and is a predicted model, not a curated record. Gene Ontology annotation, cellular component: centriole; ciliary base; ciliary basal body. NCBI's taxonomy places the organism in Eukaryota, Metazoa, Porifera, Demospongiae, Suberitida, Halichondriidae. Gene Ontology annotation, biological process: intraciliary transport; non-motile cilium assembly. The transcript is spliced from 20 exons. The coding region runs from base 107 to 2560 and encodes 817 amino acids. Gene Ontology annotation, molecular function: kinesin binding.
UAAAGGAAUGAAGUAACCAUGGUAAUGUGUAAUUAAAACAGUAAAAUCAUCACUUUUAAAAGAAUAUCAAAGCAAGAGUUCUUGCACGUAUGUACAUAUACUCAAUAUGGCCAACCUACACAACGUCCACUUGACACCAGACGAUGGAGCAGAGGAUCUCUACUCUGGAUACGAGUAUUCCGCCAUUGCUGACGAGUUGGAGGAGGACCCAGAGUUCCAGCGCAUCAUCAGAACAGGAUAUGCUCAGAGACCUCGUAUCGGCGGAGUUUUGGCCCCACCCUCUGGAGUCAGGCCACCUGGUACUGGGCUUCGUACAGCCAGGCCAGUGACUGGAGUAGCCCCGGAGUCUGGACAGGCUCGGCCCAUGACUGGAGUGACUGCUGCUGGCUUCUCCUCUGUUGUGACAGGUCAACAGUUUGACCCUCUGAGACGCUCCACAGGGGCUACUGGAUCAGGGCCGGUUAUGGAGAAAGCAGAGGACAAACCUCAGGAGAUAAUCAAGAAACUGGAGCGUGGAGUGAUCCGAUUGGUAGAAGAGAGUACACAAGCUGCAGCCAUGGGAGAUUUUCAAACAGCAGUGGACAAGGCCAAGGAGUCCACUCGUAAAGAGAGAAUGUUGUGCAAGCAACGACAACAGUCUCAAAUGACAGAAACUAUUAACCUGGACCUGACCUACUUGGUGUUGUUCAACCUGGCCAGCCAGUACCAUGCCACCAACAAUCAUGCUGAGGCUCUCAACACUUACAUACUCAUUGUCAAAAACAAAAUGUUCAGCACUGGAGGUAGACUGCGUGUGAACAUGGGCAACAUUUAUGUUGAGCAGCGCAAGUACCCUCAGGCUAUCAAGAUGUAUCGCAUGGCUUUGGAUCAGAUUGGGGAGAACCAUAAGAUUGUGAGACUGCGUAUCAUGAGGAAUAUUGGACUAGUAUUUGUAAGGAUGGGCCAAUACGCCGACGCCAUCACCUCACUAGAGCAUGUCAUGGAGGAAGCACCAGACUUCAAAACAGCACUGAACCUGAUGCUGUGCUACUAUGCCAUCAGUGAUAGGGACAAACUGAAGAAGAGUUUCCACCGCAUGCUCCAGAUCACCACUGGACUUCACGAUGAGGACAGAUACUACUCUACCCUGGAGGAUGACCCCCAGCAGAGACUGCUUAUUGAGGCUAUAAAGGACGACUCAUUGCGGAGGAUAGAAAAGGAAAGGAAGUCCUCAGCCGAGGGUACUAUUCUCACAGCUGCCAAGCUCAUAGCCCCGGUUAUAGAGGCCUCCUUUGCUGUGGGGUUUGAUUGGUGUAUAGAGCGCGUCAAGGAGUCUCCCUAUUCCAGUCUCGCUAGUGAACUAGAGAUCACCAAAGCUCUCACCUUUCUUAAGCAGAAGGACGUACCUAGGGCUAUUGAGACAUUCAAAGAGUGUGGUAAGAAGGACAAUAAGAUGGCUGGUAUGGCCGCCACCAACCUCUCCUUCAUACUGUUCCUGGAGUCUGAUUUUCAAGGUGCUGACAAGUAUGCUGAUGCUGCGAUAUCCAAGGACAGAUACAACCCACAAGCUCUGGUCAACAAGGGUUGCUGUGAGUUCAGAGGAGGGGACCUGGACAAGGGGAAGGACUACUUCCAAGAGGCGCUCAAUGUUGAGGCCACUUGCACUGAGGCACUGUAUAAUCUUGGCCUGACUUACAAGAAGAGUAAUCGACUGUCUGAGGCAUUAGAAUGUUUCCUGAAGCUCCACUCUAUACUGAGGAACUCUGCUCAUGUCCUCUACCACCUGGCAGACCUCUAUGAUAAGAUGGACGACUUUGACCAGGCCACUGAGACUCUAAUGCAGCUGGUAUCACUGGUACCCACUGACCCCCGGGUAUUGCAGCGGCUGGGAGAGCUCUAUGAUGGGGACAACGAUCGAUCUCAGGCAUUUCAAUAUUACUAUGAAUCAUUCCGUUACUGUCCCACCAACAUUGACGUCAUCUCGUGGCUGGGGGCGUAUUACAUGGACUCUCAUUUUGCUGACAAGGCAAUUGUGUUCUUCGAGAGGGCUGCCCUCAUACAACCUAAUCAAAUCAACUGGCAACUCAUGGUGGCAAGCUGUUAUCGCAAAACAGGCAACUAUCAGCAAGCACUGAGCUGCUACAAAAACAUUCAUCGUCGGUUUCCUGAGAGUGUGGACUGUCUCAAGUUCCUAGUGAGACUAACGACUGACCUGGGGCUCAAGGAAGCUCAGGAUUACUCACUUAAACUACGCAAAGCUGAAAAAACUCUCGAGACUAAGAAACAGAGAGAGGUGUCUGGUGGGAGUCAGAGGAGCAAUGAUGGUAACAGUGGAGCUCCUAGAGGGCAGAGACUCAGACCACCACUAGCCAGGGAACGAAUACUGAGUGGAGAAAGUGUUGAUUCCAGCACUGGUAGUAAUCGAGGUUCAGCCAGAGAGAGGAGGAAGGAAGUUGAUGCCAGCUAUGUGGAUCCACUGGGAGAGUUACCAGAGCGACCCAAGACAGCUGCUCGGAAACAAGAAGUGGCUGACGAUGAUUUUGCUGAUGUGGAACUGGGCAAUGACCUCCUACCAGAGUGAACACUACACACAACACAGACAGUACUAUAACCUCCAGAACUGAACUCAAUAAUAAUUAUUACUGAUCUGCUUAUAAUUAUGCUUGAUUUGAUUUUUGUGAGCUCAAAAUGCUACAAAACAGUUUAUUAAUAUAUUUCUACAACUUGGUACAUAAAAAUUUAAUUGCACA